Trachemys scripta elegans is the source of this 5134-nucleotide messenger RNA. RefSeq names its product secretory carrier membrane protein 1 (gene SCAMP1). NCBI's taxonomy places the organism in Eukaryota, Metazoa, Chordata, Testudines, Emydidae. Gene Ontology annotation, biological process: protein transport. The transcript is spliced from 9 exons. Gene Ontology annotation, cellular component: recycling endosome membrane; trans-Golgi network membrane. The record is from RefSeq and is a predicted model, not a curated record. Bases 124 to 1149 code for a protein of 341 amino acids.
CUGCUCGGGCAAGGGGCGGGAUCUAGGCCGGAUCUGCUUGUGACAUCGGUUUGGGGGUAGAUUGUGGGGCGCUGGAGUGGAGCCGCCGCCGCCCGGUGAUCACAGCGCCCGUCCGCCCCCGCCAUGUCAGACUUCGACAGUAACCCCUUCGCGGACCCGGACCUCAACAACCCCUUCAAGGAUCCUUCGGUUACACAAGUGACAAGAAAUGUUCCACCGGGAUUAGAUGAGUACAAUCCUUUCUCAGAUUCCAGAACACCUCCACCAGGAAAUGUGAAAAUACCUAAUGCACCUGCACCGAGUACACAACCCGCUAUAAUGAAACCAACAGAGGAACCUCCUGCUUACACACAAAUAGCAAAGGAGCAUGCAUUGGCCCAGGCUGAGCUGCUUAAGCGCCAAGAAGAAUUAGAAAGAAAAGCAGCAGAACUAGAUCGCAGAGAAAGGGAAAUGCAGAAUCUCAAUCGACAGGGUGGCAGGAAAAAUAAUUGGCCUCCUCUGCCUGGGAAUUUUCCAGUGGGUCCUUGUUUCUACCAGGAUUUUUCUGUGGACAUUCCUGUAGAAUUCCAGAAGACAGUAAAGAUUAUGUACUACCUGUGGAUGUUCCAUGCAGUGACACUGUUUCUAAAUAUCUUUGGAUGUUUGGCCUGGUUUUGUGUUGAACCUGCACGAGGGGUUGAUUUUGGAUUGAGUAUCCUCUGGUUCUUGCUUUUUACUCCUUGUUCAUUUGUCUGCUGGUACAGACCACUUUAUGGAGCCUUCAGGAGUGACAGUUCUUUCAGAUUCUUUGUGUUCUUCUUUGUAUAUAUCUGUCAAUUUGCUGUACAUGUACUCCAGGCUGCGGGAUUUCAAGGAUGGGGUAACUGUGGAUGGAUUUCAUCUCUGACUGGGCUUAACGAGAGUAUUCCUGUUGGCAUUAUGAUGAUAAUCAUAACAGCACUUUUCACAGCAUCUGCUGUCAUCUCACUAGUUAUGUUUAAAAAGGUGCACGGCCUAUACCGCACAACCGGUGCUAGUUUUGAGAAAGCCCAGCAAGAGUUUGCAACUGGUGUGAUGGCCAACAAAACUGUACAAACAGCUGCAGCAAAUGCAGCAUCUACAGCAGCAACUAGUGCAGCUCAAAAUGCUUUCAAGGGUAACCAAAUUUAGUGAAAUACGAAAAUCACUACAGUUCUUUGACUGUACUUUAUUUUCCAUUUUCUUAAUUCUAUUCCUAAAGACUUGCGUUCAAAAUACACACAGCAUGUAUGUCUCUCCUUCAGCUGUGCAUGGGCUAAAACAGGAAACAAAUUCUUGUUUUAUUCCUUUAUACAUUUAUUUAUCAAAACAAAAAAACCCACAGCCAACCUCCUUUGCCCUCUUUAAAACAUUAUAUACAUUCUAGAUAUAUAAUUCUCCCUAUUUUCUGGAGGAACAAUAUUUUGGUGGAAACUUCAGCAAUGGCUCUGAAAUUGAUGUACUUUCUGUGAUCAGUUAAAUGUAUUUAGAGGGUUUUUUUAGUAUUUCACUCUGGAAUCUUUUGUUUUAACUUAAGGAAAGCAUUUUGGAGCAGUUAUUUUUGUUCCUGAGAGCCUGUUUCCCUAUUUCUACUGUAAGAAGUAGACUGACAGUUUGAGACUCUAGAUUUGGCUGCUGCUGUGGCAGUUUCAGCAGCUGAUGGACAGAUACAAGUAUGGUAGAUCAUGUAAAUUUUUUGGGGGGGCAGUAGGUUUUUUAAUAUAAAUCUACAAGUUUGCAUGAAUAUUGUUGAGAUAUUUGGCCAUGCUGAAUUAGUGUUUUGGUCCAGGAUUUAUCUGUACCACUUAUGAUUAUAGUGUUGGUUUGUAUCCAUUUUCAUGGCAUACUUUUUUCUAAAUCAGAAAUGGCUAUUGCAUAGACAUUCUUGCUGCCAGAAUGUGUAAUGCGAUGUACAGUUAAGAGAAGUUAACUGAUGGUUUUGAUCAAAGAGCUAAAUGAUUAUAUUUGCUAUUUUUAAUUUCAGUUUUCAUGUCUUAGGAAAACACAUUCUAUUAGAGGAAAAAUUACCAACCUUUAGAACACUUCCAUAACCAGUUGUUUGCCCCCUUUUAAAUGCAGUGAAAUUUUUGUGGUGUGUGUGUGGGAGGGAGGGAGGGGGUGUUUUUUUUCAGUGUCAAUUUGUGUUUACCAGUGGUACUAAAUCUAUAGCUUGGUCAGUCACUUUAUUUACUGCUUUUCCAAAAAUCUGAAUAUACAGUAUUUAAUUUUUUUACAGGAAUAUUUUCUCUAAUCAAACUUUUUAAACUGUGGCAUUUAACACAUACUUGAAUUCCUUUUAACGCACCUCAGCCUUCAUGUGUGAUUUGAUUCAAGCUGAAUAAUGAAAAUUCUUAACUAUUUUGAGUUGGAAAAGUGAAAUAUUUUUUAUCUCCAUUAAGAGAGAAUAAAAUUAAUUACAUUCACAUUGUUGAAAUGGAUAUCUGUCUAAUAGAUUAAACUGAUGCUGUGAUGCACCGUGAUUCAUGCUGGUAUUUAAGUAAUUUUCCAAAUCCUAAUCAGCUCUUGCUUCAAAAUCAUGUCACUGUCUAUUUAAGGCCAUUUGAGAUUCCUGGUAGGUUGGUUUAUUGGAUGAUAAUAUAUGUAGUACUUUGGACUAAGUUUAAAAUCGUAAAAUGCCAGUUUCAGAAAGUGAGAUCAUUAAGGACUUGACCCCCAAAUAUUACAUAAAUGCUUUCGCUGAAAUCAGUAUGACUGCUCAUAUGAAUAAGGGUUUGCAAGUUUAAACCUUAACAUUAUAAAGGCCUGGUGUAUACUAGGACCUCUCUGAGUGAUGCAGUGAAAUGGACCUAAUUUCCUAGUAUAGACAGUGCUAGGUCAAUGGGCGAAUUCUCCUGUCAACCUAACUACUGCCGCUUGGAGAGAUGGAAUGCCUGUGCUAACAGGAGAACCUCUCCUGUUGGGGUAGGUAGUGUGUCUCCUGAAGCAGUGCAGCUGCAGCAUUUUAAGUGCUUUUAGACCAGCCCAGAGAGGCCCCAUUAUCCUGAAUGUGGAUUGGAGGAAUAAUCUUCUCACUUCAAUUUUUAUGCAUAUUGUAAAAUAAGAUCAUUUUAAAAAAUACCCUUCAACAGCUUAAUACCUGGAGCAGCGUAGCACUUUCAUACAUAAAUCCCUGUAUAAAUUACAAGUACAACUUAAAUUCGUAAUUUAACUUCUCGAAAUCCAGUUUUAGUAGUAAAGAUAAAUAUGGUAAGAAAGCAUUAUAAUAUGAUCUAUUCUGAAGUUGUUGUUCAUAAUUGUAUUGUCUCCAGAUAGAAUUCUCUUCACUAUGAAUUAAACAAUGCAAUUGAAAUAACAGUAACAGGGACUCUCUCUAAAGCUUUUCCCCAGCACUUUUUUAAAGUCCAUAGAGGAGGUUUUAGUUCUCUUUCAAAUUUGUUUAAUCUUUAAUGUUCUAUCUGAAUUUUUAUUUUACAGUUUGUGUUGUCAUCUGCUAGCACCUUUCAGGCCUCUCUAGAUCUAAGUCCUACUUUUGAGAGUCAUCUUAACCAAGUAUGAAAAUUGUACUGAGGACUUCCUUUAAGGAUGGAUCUUAAGCCUGAAUCAAGCAUUUUUCUUUUUCUCAUGGGGUAUGAGGGACACCGUCCUCACAGUUAGAUUUAUUGUCAUACUGUAGAAUAGUAGAUUACCAGCAUGUGAUACUAUUAAAAAACAACUUGAAACUGACAGGCACAUGUCUACUUACAGUCCUGCUUUAAGCAGGGGGUUGGACUAGAUGAUCUCCUGAGGUCCCUUCCAACCCUGAUAUUCUAUGAUUCUAUGUUUAUGAUUCUAUGAUUCUUGCAUGUUUACCUCUGCACUCAAAAAUACAUGACGGUACAAAAUUAAUAUAUAUGAAUAUUUGUGAUCCAGAGAAAAAAUAUUCUCAUUUUAGAUUUGAGAACUGAAGGCUGAUGUUUGUUAAAAUAUUAUUACUUUACUAACAGAGGUAUUGGUCUCUUAUCAGUUAACACAAUAUGCACCCACUUACAUUGUCAUUUUGUUGUAUUGUGGCAAAUUUGGUUGAAAGUAUGAAGUUUAAACACUGGAAUGUCAAUAGUCAGUGAUCUGUAAUUUAGGAUUUGGAUUUAUUUAUCCGAGGGAUGUUUGUAUAUUUUGUAAAUUACUAACAAUGCUCUGCCAUUCUAGUGAAUGUCAUGGUUCUGUAGAAACACACUCAUUCUGUCCCUCUGAUGUUGCAUGUCUGAGUAGUUCACAAGUUUUGUAUAUUUAUUGUAUUAACACAAGGUCAUAGAAUAAAAAUACUGUUUCCUGGAUGUUUGCUCAGAAUAGUUUUAAACAAGAUAGGGAUUUUUUUUAAAGGUCAGGUAAACAUGCAGGAAGGCUGCUCUGUAUAAAAGUAUCAUUUGGUUUUUACAAUCUGUAUAUAAAUUGUGUAAUCUGCUGAAAUGGGAAAGUAAGAUGUCCACUACCAGAAUAACAAAUUAGUAUGACUAGGAUUGCAUUACUCCAAUAGUAUGAAGGAAAACUUCAGCAGCGCUUGCACCACUUUGUACUUGUGCUAUAAAAUUAAAGUUUAAAAUCAAUACCAAAUCUCUCUCUCUCAAAAAUGUGAGUAUUAAACCUUACCUAGGAUUUUACUGGAAGUAAAAUGAAACUGUUGAAAACAAUAUUGGGUUUGCUACUGUUUAUUUUUCUGUUUUCUGAAAUGACACUUCUGUAUCAAUAUUUUGUUCUGUUUCUGUUCAAGUGUAAUGGAAUAACAUUGCUGUCUACUGCUGUUUCAUAUAAUUAAUAUGUAGAGUAUGUUACUGGAUUUAUUAUCUUAUAUUAAGGGUUUGUAAACAGCUAACUUGACAGUUGAUGUAGACCACUGUACUGUAAUAGUGUUUUGCAAAUGCACAGUACAGUGAUACUCUUGUUCUGAUAUGUAGCCAGUAAUUUCUCUAGGCAGUUAUCCAAUCAGAAGUGAGUUGUUCAAGACAGUUGCACACCUAACAGUAGUGAAAUUAUCUAUAACCAAUUUUCCCUGUUUUCCUCUUCCCUUGUUACUUUGUAUUUAGAUGUUUUUGCAGCAGAUUAACUUCUUUAAAGGGGCACAUUCAACUCUAAAAAGUUUGGGUAUACUAUACAGCAAGUAAUAUUUAAAAUGGCUACAAUAAAAAGCAAAAAAACCCCA